Messenger RNA from Labeo rohita (rohu), 4489 nucleotides. RefSeq names its product nuclear receptor subfamily 1, group D, member 2b (gene nr1d2b). Gene Ontology annotation, biological process: cell differentiation; hormone-mediated signaling pathway; negative regulation of transcription by RNA polymerase II. NCBI's taxonomy places the organism in Eukaryota, Metazoa, Chordata, Actinopteri, Cypriniformes, Cyprinidae. Gene Ontology annotation, molecular function: zinc ion binding; nuclear receptor activity; RNA polymerase II cis-regulatory region sequence-specific DNA binding. The transcript has 8 exons. Bases 466 to 2190 code for a protein of 574 amino acids. The record is from RefSeq and is a predicted model, not a curated record.
ACAGCCGCGGCAGCGCGGACGCGCAGUUUCGAUCUAUCACUCUACAAGCGCCCACUCUCUGCGUUAAACCUGGUUUUAUUCACAACUACGAGCUACAGCAAGUCGAGUCGACUUCGUGAGCUGUUAUAGAGUCUUUAAUAGGCGUGAAACCGUGUCGAUUUGCUCUCUAGCCGGUCCGGUUUUUAUUAUAGAGUUUGGAAGAGUCUAAUUAUUUCAACUAAAACCGACAUAUGUAUUUAUUUCUAUUUUUAUAAGAUCUAUUUUGUGUAAGUUUUUCUCAAGCGACACGGCGCUAUUUGAUUUAGAUUUUCUGGUAGGUUUAGCUAGAAAUGUUCCUCAGGUAGUGUCAAGGUAGACAAGAAGAUACUCGGUUCACAGGAUCCCACAGCGACUAGAUAGUUGCUGUAAACUGUGUAAAAACGGCACUAACACACAGGUGACUGCGGCUCUAAGCUGUCGGAGGACAUGGAAUCCACAAAGGCUGGUGGAGUAAUAGCUUACAUUAGCUCCUCAAGCUCAGCCUCCAGUCCAGAGUCGUGCCACAGCGACUCCUCCAACAGCAGCUAUCAGUCCUGCUCUCCACCCCACGCGGGGCAGGGCCAACAGGGCGAGGCUCUUCCUGUGGCCUCUCAGUCCCGCCCACCACGGCACAGCGGGGGAAAGGCACGAUCGCCCUCCACACCCAAAAGUGGCAUUACAAAGAUUAAUGGUCUGGUGCUGCUUUGUAAAGUGUGUGGAGAUGUGGCGUCAGGAUUUCACUACGGUGUUCACGCCUGUGAGGGAUGUAAGGGUUUCUUCAGGAGGAGCAUUCAGCAGAACAUUCAGUAUAAGAAGUGCCUUAAGAACGAAAGCUGUCCCAUCAUGCGCAUCAACAGGAACCGAUGCCAGCAGUGCCGUUUUAAGAAGUGUCUGCUCGUGGGCAUGUCCAGAGACGCUGUGCGUUUCGGCCGGAUUCCCAAACGAGAGAAGCAGCGCAUGCUGCUCGAGAUGCAGAAUGCCAUGAACAACAUGAUGAACAACAGCCACGGCAACCAGCCUCUGAGCAACCAGACAUCAGCUCCCGAUGGAGCUUCAGAGGACAGCGGCUCCAGCCCUUCCUCCCGUUCCCCAUCCACCUCCCCCAGGAGCAACCGGUCAGAAUCCAGCCCUGACCCCGAGCUGCUGAUUGCCAUGGAUACGAGCCAGAGCUCAGACUCCUCCAGUGCCAUUGACAGCGGGGAGGAGGAGGUCAUCGGCAAAGUCACUAGGGCGCACCAGGAGACGUUCAUGUACAAUCAGGAGCAGGGCGGCGUGCCUUCAGAGGCUCCUAACAACUAUAGCCAUUGCACAGAGAAGACUCAGGAGGUUUGGAACCAGCAGAACAAUACAUCCUCAGAGGGUAAACCGAAGCCACCAUCAGGCUGUGCUCCACAGGGCCCUGAAGACUCAGGACAAGGCCGCAGCACUCUGAGCAGCUGUCCUGUCAGACAGCCCAACAGCAGCUCUGCUGGACAAUCCCUGCAGAACCUCUGUCUGAGAGCUCAUAAUGACAAUGAAACUCAUGUCAGUGGCAGCUGUAGUGUCCCAACAUUUGCAAGGGUUAACAGGAUGCACCUGGUUUGCCCCAUGAACACAUCGCCCUAUGUGGAUCCUCAGAAGUCGGGUCACAGUAUUUGGGAGGAGUUCUCCAUGAGCUUCACCCCGGCUGUCAGAGAGGUGGUGGAAUUUGCAAAGCGCAUCCCAGGAUUCAAAGACCUGUCCCAGCAUGACCAGGUCAGCCUGCUGAAGGCUGGCACUUUUGAGGUGCUGGUGGUGCGCUUUACAUCCCUGUUCGAUGUGAAGGAGCGCACAGUUACAUUUCUGAGUGGCAGGAAGUAUAGCGUGGAGGUUCUGCGCUCGAUGGGUGCCGGUGAUCUCCUCAACUCAAUGUUUGACUUCACCGAGAAGCUUCAAGCUCUAAACCUCAGCGAGGAGGAAAUGAGCCUCUUCACGGCCGUAGUGCUGGUGUCUGCAGAUCGCUCUGGUCUCGAGAACGUCAACUCAGUCGAGGCCCUUCAGGAGACUCUGAUUCGAGCUCUGCGCAGCUUGAUCACCAAGAACCACCCCAACGAGAUCGCCAUCUUCACGAAACUGCUCCUCAAACUGCCGGACCUGCGCUCGCUGAACAACAUGCACUCUGAGCAGCUGUUGGCCUUUAAGGUCCACCCCUGACCACCCACCAACCCCCAUAACUGUGGACCACAACUCCCCCCCCGCCCCAUCCAUCUCCAGAGCCUCCAGGCCUGUUCCUGCGGCCCGUUUAGCCAAUGGGGAGCUUAUUCAAUGCCCCUUUUCUGACACUUCUCCCCAUUACAUUCAAAGCAAUGCUGGUUAAAUAUGGAGGUGGGUGGGGGGGGGAUACUUAAGAAGUCGUUGUACUGUAAAACGCCUCUGUUCGUGCUAACGCACACGACUCGCAGACACAAACUGGAGGGGUUUCGUUGUAGAUGCUUACAAGAGUUUGUAUGAUUACGGGGUUUGUGUGUACACAGAGGCACCUUGAAUUUGUUUUUAGAUUUAUACUGCCUGUGCAAUAAGUGACGAGUUCACUGUUUUUAGAUGUUCCUUGUUGGUCUUUUAAUACUUUCAGAGAAGAGGAAGUAAGGUAUCUUGUGGCCGAAUGAAUGCUGUGUGUUGUUAAGGGGAGAUUAUGAAGGGAUAUUCACACACAUAAGCUUAAAACUAACGAGAAACUAAGUACGCAGAGCACAGUUUGACAUCCUUUCUAAUUUGAAGAAAAGAAAAAACAAAAAGCACCAACUAAGAAAUGGAAGAAUGUGGAACAGGCUGCUAAUCAGAGAUUUCUGGCAGAAAGACACAGGAAUGUUUAAUGGAUAGAUCUAUUUUUGUAGUUUGUUCCUGUCUUAAAAUCUGUAGUUAAGUGCAGAGGAAGCCACUCUCAAGCCUGAAAAAUUAUGUAAGUAUGUGAACGCAAAAGCCUCUUGCUACACAAGCUAAAAUUUGUGGAUGGCUGCAUUCCAAAAUGUGUUAACAUUCUAACACAGCGCGUUGCAUGCUGAUGCAGUAGCAGACAUUGACAAACUGUCUUUUUACAGUCUGUUUCUCUUCCAGGUCAGCUACUGCCAACAGUUUGAAGAGAAUCUUGCUGAGCAAUUAAAAGUUAGUUCAGCUGUUGACACAGUUAUAGCUAGCUACCUGACUAGUGAUGCAUUUGGUUUAUUGCCACAGACCUCUAAAGCUGACUGUUGCCGGCUUGAGAUUCGGUCAGACCGCAGGCUUGGCCAAGCAUUUGCAUUCUUGUUUCUGACUUAGGUCUGCAUAGUGGUGCAUCUGUGUAUAUGUCCUGAUUCGUAGAGCUUUUAGUAAUGACACAGCGCUUGAUGAUGCGAAAUGACGAAAGGAGGAGUAGAAUGCAACACGUUUUGUCACUAGAAGAAUUGUGCAUGCUCCUCCCCGGUAGUGAUGGGACUCAAAGCCAUCCACAGUGUGUGCAUAUAGCUGAGGCCACACCCUAACUGACACCUGCCGGUUUGAUGCAUCUGUAUGAGUGAUAAUUUCAGGCUGAAUAUUUAUGAUGAUUUUUAAUUUCUUUUUGGAGGAAACACUCCCCUUCAAAGAAUUGUAAUCCUGUUCAUUUCUCUUUUCUGAAUGUUGCUUUUUCCUUUUGGCUAAGUCUGGCUAAGUGAAAGUUCUUGUAGAAUUAUUGUGUCUGUGUGAUCAGCUGCAGUAAGCAAAUAGUGCGCAUACUCGAGCGCCGUUGGACCAGACAGGAAGAGGAAACAGGAAAUGGCCCAAAACUCCACCAAGUAACACUGGCAAUGCCUCUCACCAUGCCAGCUCUGGGCAUCUGAACUCUUAUCGGUCGGUUUUGAUAUCAAAGCUGCUGUAGAUGAAUAGACAAGAAAAGAAGUAUCUUGAGUUAUUUUUGGUGUUGGUGUUCCUGUCUCAUUGUUCAGCCUGUGGCUCACUCAGUGUCAUUGUUGUGUUGCCAUAAUCCAGUCUGUCAGUUUUCUUCUGUGAAAGCAUUGUAAGAUAGCUAGAUUUCUAUAUAUAUAUAUAUAAAUAUAUAAUAUAAUUAAAUACAUAUAAAAUAAGAAAAUAAACAGAUAAAUGCUGAACUCAUUCUUUCCAUGCGUUUAGUCAUUUUUGCACCCAUGUCUCACCAGUACAAAUGCAUAGACAAAACCAUUGAUGUCAAAAGGACAGACAUACUAUCAUUUGAAAGUUUGGAAUCUUUAAAAUUAAAGGGAUAGUUUACCUAAAAAUGAAAAUUUGAUGUUUAUCUGCUUACCCCCAGGGCAUCCAAGAUGUAGGUGACUUUGUUUUUUCAGUAGAACACAAACAAAGAUGUUUAACUCAAACCGUUGCAGUCUGUCAGUCAUAUAAUGGCAGUCAAUGGCUUUGAGAAUCAAAAAAAUAUACGGGACAAGUGACGCUGCUUUUUUUGUGUUCAUAUGGUUUAAAUAAAUUUACAAGGGUUAAAAUUUCUAAAUAAAUUGCAUACAUUCUC